AAACUGCAGUCUCACUCUCCUCCCUCCUCUGUCUCUUUUCCUGCUCUCUUUCCCACCUCUUGUCUCUGUCUCUCUCCUGUUCUCGCUGCAUCUUAUCCACCCCCCUCUUCUGCUUUCAUUCAGAUUAUUUAUCCAUCUCCUCCUCGCUCCCUCUGCUGUGUCUUUCUCCUCCCUCUCUUCUUCGUCUUCCUUGUUGCCGCUGCUCUUGCCGCCUCACCCCUACAUCCCUCCCUUCCUACGAACGCUCCCGCCCUCCUCCUCCUCCUCCUCCUCCUUUUGGAGAUCUUCAAAGCUGCCCAGCACACACUUGCACAUAGCAUAACACACUCCUCUCCUGCGUGGGAAAAACAUGUCAGCUAUUCUGGAUCUGGACCAGAUUGCAUGCUCUGGGAAUGGAGUGGAGCAUGACAUUGAGACUCCCCAUGGCGUUCUCCAUGUCACAAUGAGAGGUGUUCCCAAGGGCAACAGACCCGUCAUCCUCACCUAUCACGACAUCGGCCUCAACCACAAGUCAUGCUUCAACACCCUGUUCAACUAUGAGGACAUGCAGGAGAUCACACAGCACUUUGCAGUGGUUCACGUUGAUGCACCCGGCCAACAGGAGGGUGCACCUCCCUUCCCCAGUGGUUAUCGCUACCCGACCAUGGACGAGUUGGCUGAAAUGCUGCCCUCUGUGAUGACUCAGCUCAAGGUCAACAGCGUGAUCGGCAUCGGCGUGGGUGCAGGAGCAUACAUCCUCACCCGCUUUGCACUGAACAACCCCACCCUGGUGGAGGGGCUGGUUUUGAUCAACAUCGACCCAUGUGCUGAGGGCUGGAUCGACUGGGCAGCUUCAAAGCUGUCUGGAUGGACCAGUAAUUUGGUGGAUAUCGUUAUGUCUCACCACUUCAGCACCGAUGAGCUGACAGAGAACCAGGAGCUGAUCCAGACCUACCGCCUCCACAUCGCCCAAGACAUCAACCAGGACAACCUGGCCCUCUUCUGUGGCUCCUACCAAUACCGCACAGACCUGGAGAUCGAGAGGCCAAUUGUCGGUCUGAAUGAGGACACAGUUAACACACUAACAUGCCCUGCGCUGCUGGUGGUUGGUGACACAUCACCUGCUGUGGAGGCUGUGGUGGAGUGCAAUUCUAGGUUAAAUCCUACCAAGACCACACUGCUAAAGAUGGCUGAUUGUGGAGGUCUGCCCCAGGUUGUGCAGCCAGGGAAACUUGCUGAGGCCUUCAAGUACUUUGUUCAGGGAAUGGGCUACAUUCCCUACGUUCUUCUCAGUCACCUGAGCAACGAAUCAGUGCCGUCAGCAGGAAUGACUCGUCUGGCUCGCUCACGCACCGCCUCCUCUUCCAGCAUCACCUCCAUGGACAGCAGUCGCAGCCGCAACAACCUCAACAGCCUGCUGGAGGGCAGCGCCACCGGGGCCCUGGACAACCAGGCCGCACCCCAGACCAUGGAGGUGUCCUGCUAAACCCCACCCUCUGCACACUCCUAUAGUAACUUAUGUGCCCUCUCUUUCUCUCUCUGUCUCUCUCAUCCCGCUCCUAAGCAACUCAACCCCAGGAGGAAAUGUAUUGAACUAUGUGAUUAGAAAAGAGGAUGUAAUAAAUAUAUUAAGAGAUGCAUAUUAUUAAAUAUUGAAUAUACUGUAAAAGUCACAUUCCUACCACAAACCAUAACUACAUUCAGAUGUGUUGUACAUUCAAAUGGUCAAACUAAAUGAUCGACUCAACCCCCUUGUAUUUAUUUUUUGUUCACAUUGUCUUUGUUUUUAAUGUCUUCACACACUGUAGAACUCCUCCAUCUGUUCAGAAUAACUUGAUUGCACAACUCUUUUUACUAUUUAACCAUCUCUCCUGUUGUGAACUCUAAACCUGUGGGCUGCAUUGAUUUUGAGUCACUGUGUCUUUGUGUUUUAAUCCCGAACUUGCUGCAGUGUGAGGCCAAACUGGUCACAAAGUAUGUUGAGGGAUCACUCCACCUACUGUAGCUGCAGAAGUGAAGGUAAAGUGAUACAUGGAAGAAGCACUGCAGACUGUAGCACACUAAACUAAAGCUUUGGAGAGAGAACAUUCAGUGUUAGGGGGAGACGUCAUGCACCAGUGUGUCCCUUCACAUAUGUUCUUUUUUUUUUGUAUUCUUUUUGUAACUCCUUUUCUUUCUGAUUUGUGUUGAUGUUUUUGUUCAGUUCAAUAGAUUAUUAAGUGAUGUUUUAACAACCUUUAACAUGUGGGUACUCCUGUGAAAAGUAUGAGUCCCUUCACUGAGGGGCCCCAGUGGUGCUUCUCACUGUCUGCUGAGUCAACUCAUUUAUAUUACUACUGAAUAAAGCUACAACAUGACGACAC
Epinephelus lanceolatus (giant grouper) is the source of this 2342-nucleotide messenger RNA. RefSeq names its product ndrg family member 3a (gene ndrg3a). Lineage: Eukaryota; Metazoa; Chordata; Actinopteri; Perciformes; Serranidae. The record is from RefSeq and is a predicted model, not a curated record.